GGAAAAGGACAAGAGAACGAGACAGCCAAGGACGAUACAAGUAACGAUGAAGAAGAAGAAGAAAAGGCCACAGCUACUGCAAAGAGUAAGGGUAAGGGAAAGGGCUUGUCCGUAGAUGAUAUAUUAGGAGCCGGGUUCAUGGAGGGCGACGAGGAAGAUGAUGAUGAGGAUAUGAACGAAGACGUCUCCGAUGAUGAAAACGAUGAGGACGAUGACAUUGCUGACGAUCAGUCCUUUGUCUCUGUCGAUGACCUCGAAGAUGAAGGGGACGCUCAUGUGCUUGAGCUCUCAAAAUUAGCUGAAAAGGACCCCGAAUUUUACAAGUACCUUCAGGACAAUGACAUGGAAUUACUGGAUUUCAAUCCUGCUACUCCAGAUGACGACGACGACGACGGAGACGAUGGAGAGGAAGAGGAAGAUGAUACUAUGGAGACUGAUGUUGUACUCCCCAUACUCACCAAGGAUAUAUUGCGUGGUUGGCAAAAAGCCCUCCUAGAGCAUCGAUCUCUGCGUGCUCUUCGAAAACUUCUCCUUGCUUUCCGCUCGGCGGCUCAUAUGAACGAGGACGACCAGGUUCUCGUCUGGAGUAUUGAUAGUGCAGCAGUUUACAGCAAGCUGAUUACUACGACUUUGAAAUACACUCCUAUAAUACUAGAGCACCACAUACCCUACAAAACACUCGCAAAUGGAAAGUUCAAAUCUCCGACACAAUCCACAAAACAAAAGACGCUGCAAAAACUGAUAUUGUCUUACUUUAACAACGUCAUACAUCUCAUUCCACAGGUUACCGAUAAAGAGAUGCUCGAACUCACAAUCGCUGAGAGCGCAAAAAUUCUUCCUUACGUUAUCACCAGUCGCAAGGCUAUCAAGUCUUAUCUCAAGACCUGUCUGGAAAUAUGGUCUACUGCGAACGAUAGGAUACGGAUAACAGCAUUUUUAGCAAUCCGAAGGCUCGCCUCUUCAACAGAUGACUCUAUCUUAGAUAUCGUGUUAAAGGGAACCUAUCUUGAAUUGGUUCAGUCGUCUAAAUCAACCACUGCUCACAAGUUGCCCAUGAUCAACUUAAUGAAAAAUUCAGCCUCUGAGCUUUUUUGCAUAGACCAUGCCAUGGCCUAUCAACAUGCCUUUGGGUACAUCCGCCAACUUGCCAUUCUUUUACGGAAUAGCAUGAAAGUUAAAACCAAAGAAGCGUACAAGCAAGUCUACAAUUGGCAAUAUGCUCACUGCAUCGAUUUUUGGGCCCUUGUGCUGGCUCGUGCUUGUGAUAUGGAAGCAGCGGCUGAAAGAGACGGCCAGGCAAGUGAACUGGAGCCUCUCAUAUAUCCUCUUGUUCAGGUUAGCUUAGGUGCUAUCAAAUUGGUACCCAACGCCCGUUCCUACCCAUUCCACCUGCAUAUAGCUCGUUCUCUUCUUCAUCUCACUAGACACAGUCGUACCUACAUUCCCCUUUCGCCAUAUGUUCUUCCUAUCAUCACUUCUACUCUCGCUUCCACGGGGAAGCCAAAGUCAUCGACUCUUCGCCCAUUUCCGUUCGACACCAAUAUUCGCGUCCCAUCUCAGUACCUCAAGACUCGAGUGUACACAGAGGGUGUUGUUGAGGAGGCCACAGUACUUCUUGCCGAAUGGCUUGCUACUGCACAUGUCCAAGGGAGCAUCGCUUUCCCUGAAAUUGUUGUUCCAGUAGUCGUCGUGUUGCGCAAAAUUAUAAAAGGUGCCAAAUCAAAUGCGAAGGGAUCUAUGGUCAAACAAACAGAAAUGAUAAAGAGUUUGGCGGAACGUGUUGAGGAGAGCGCGAAGUGGGUAGAGCAAAAGAGAAAAGGUCUGAAUUUCUCUCCAGGAAAUAUGAACGAGGUGGAAAGCUGGAAAUCGUGUAUGAAGGUGGAAGACACACCAUUAGGUAAAUAUCUGAAAGUUCAGCUCAAGGCUAGGGAAAAGCGAAGAAAACUGGUGGAUAAAGCGGCUAGGGGUGAAGAUGAGAUAUUGGAGGACUAAUUACAUAGCAUCAUGGCGCUUCCUUCAUGAACUGCGCUUUAACGUAUUGUGACGUCCUCUACUGAAUCAAUCCGAUUUAAGCAAAUUU
Molecule: messenger RNA, 2080 nt
Organism: Serpula lacrymans var. lacrymans S7.9
Lineage: Eukaryota; Fungi; Basidiomycota; Agaricomycetes; Boletales; Serpulaceae
Exons: 12
Coding region: 139-1992 (617 amino acids)
Biological process (GO): ribosomal large subunit biogenesis
Cellular component (GO): Noc1p-Noc2p complex; nucleolus; nucleoplasm
Source: RefSeq, a predicted model, not a curated record